Messenger RNA from Cryptomeria japonica (Japanese cedar), 1413 nucleotides. Its product is annotated as tetraketide alpha-pyrone reductase 2. Bases 150 to 1127 code for a protein of 325 amino acids. The transcript has 6 exons. The record is from RefSeq and is a predicted model, not a curated record. Gene Ontology annotation, molecular function: oxidoreductase activity, acting on the CH-OH group of donors, NAD or NADP as acceptor. Lineage: Eukaryota; Viridiplantae; Streptophyta; Pinopsida; Cupressales; Cupressaceae.
ACUUGAUUUCUAUAAUAGCAACUGCGUGGCAUUUAAGUUAUGAAAGUUGAAGGCCACAUUUAUGGUAUUCUGAUCAUCUGCAAUUGUUGUAAAUAGGCUCGUGGGAUUCUUAGAGUUGAAGCAAUUGAUUUUAAUCUGUUGAGCUAAAAAUGGCAGAGACUGUUAAGGAGAUGUGCGUGACAGGAGGCACAGGAUUCAUCGCUGCUUAUCUCAUUCGUGCUCUGCUCAACAAUGGCUAUGUUGUUCGCACUACUGUGCGCAAUCCAGAUGAUGUGGAGAAGAUUGGGUAUCUGUGGGAUCUGCCUGGUGCAAAGGAGAGGCUCAAAAUAUUGAAAGCAGACCUUCUAGAAGGAGGCAGCUUUGAUGAGGCUGUGAAUGGUGUUGAUGGGGUGUUUCAUACUGCUUCACCUGUCUUAGUACCAUAUGAUGACAAUAUCAAGGAGACCUUGAUUGGUCCUUGUGUGAAUGGCACCCUCAAUGUGCUCAAGGCGUGCUCAAGAUCACCAUCUGUGAAAAGGGUGGUGCUUACCUCUUCCUGUUCAUCUAUCAGAUAUGACUACAAUACCCAGCAGGUUCCUACUUUAGAUGAGUCUAACUGGAGCAAUUUAGAGUACUGCAAACAGUACAAUCUUUGGUACGCAUUUGCAAAAACUCUUGCUGAGAAAGAGGCCUGGAAGUUUGCACAAGAGCAGGGGCUCGACCUUGUUGUGCUAAACCCAUCAUUUGUUAUUGGGCCACUUCUUGCUCCUAAACCUACCAGCACUAUUUACCUAGUCUAUAACAUAAUGAAAGGAGGAAAUAACAAAACAUAUCCAAAUGCAAGGCUAGGUUUUGUUCAUAUAGAUGAUGUAAUAACAGCACAUAUAAUGGCCAUGGAAGUACCAUCAGCAUCAGGGAGAAUUAUAUGCUCUGGUGAUGUUGCUCACUGGGAAGAAAUUGUUAAAAUGCUCAAGGAGAAAUACCCAAUGUACCCAAUUGCAGACAAAUGUGGAGCAGAGCAAGGGAAUGCUUCACCUCAUAAGCUGAACACUGGUAAAUUAAGAAGCCUUGGAUUUGGCAACUUUAAAAGCCUUGAGCAGAUGUUUGAAGACUGCAUCACGAGCUUCCAAGAGAAGGGACUCUUGUAGAGUUUGCCUUACUGCCUAUAAGAACUGUUACUUGUGUCUCGGGUACUGCUCUUCAGUCUUACGUAAAUGCUAGAUGAGAUAGAAAUAUGUUGAAAUAACUGAUUAAGGUUUGCCUAAUAAUUAGGAUCAUGUUAAAUUUGAAUCUUUUGACUAGCUAUGGCAGCGUGAUAAAGAGCUGAAAACCUGAAAUCAGUAUUAUAUUACUGAUCAAAAGAUGAAUUAAUUUUGAAUGUUUUAGGUGUUGGGUUGAAUAGUAAUCUACAACUUAGUCUUUGGUCAUUUUUCA